AGAAAGUAUAAAUACAAGUAAGGAGCCAAUCAAGCUUGUUGAUCACACAAAUAGAAAUAUCAUUUUUUGAUUAGAAAUUAUCAUAACAGAACAGACAAAGACACUUCUCUCUCCAUCUCUAAUAGAAAGUCUGUGAAGUCCUCUCUCUCUCUCUAACACCAUUUUCAACAAAACCCAUUAUACUCUCUCUUUGUCCAAAUUCAUUGGACAAUUGCAAAGAGAAACAGAGAGAACUUCACAUGGGUCUCUGUUUUUCCUUUCUGCGCCCCUCCUCUGCACCCCCUCAAUCUUCUUCCUUCAACAGACCUCUUUCUUCAGGUUCAACAAGCACUGUUGGAUUCUCAGCAACUACAAGCAGUGCUGGAAGAAGCCAAUUCUCUGAGGUAGCAAGUGGAAGCAUUGAUGAUACUACUGAUGGGUCUCUUCCUUUUCCUUCACCAAAUGGUCAAAUUCUUGAAAGACCAAAUUUGAAGGUUUUUAGUUUUAUUGAAUUGAAAGCUGCUACAAAAAGCUUCAAAUCUGAUACAUUACUUGGUGAAGGUGGUUUUGGAAAAGUUUAUAAAGGUUGGUUAGAUGAGAAAACUCUUUCUCCUACUAAAGCUGGUUCUGGAAUGGUUGUUGCUAUCAAAAAAUUGAACUCUGAAAGUACUCAAGGAUUUCAAGAAUGGCAGUCAGAAGUUAACUUUUUGGGAAGGCUCUCUCACCCAAACUUGGUGAAGCUAUUAGGUUAUUGUUGGGACGAUGACGAGCUUCUUCUUGUGUACGAGUUCAUGCCAAAAGGAAGUUUGGAGAAUCAUCUCUUCAGAAGAAAUCCUAACAUUGAACCACUUUCUUGGAACACAAGAAUCAAAAUAGCUAUUGGUGCAGCUCGUGGUUUGGCUUUCUUGCAUGAUUCAGCAGAUCAAGUUAUAUACAGAGAUUUUAAGGCUUCAAAUAUACUCCUUGAUGGGAGUUACAUUGCAAAAAUCUCAGAUUUUGGAUUAGCUAAAUUGGGGCCUUCUGGGGGACAAUCACAUGUAACUACCAGGGUCAUGGGCACAUAUGGUUAUGCUGCUCCAGAAUACAUUGCAACAGGACACUUGUACGUGAAGAGUGAUGUGUAUGGCUUUGGUGUGGUGCUGUUAGAAAUCCUAACAGCCAUGAGGGCAUUGGACACAAAGAGGCCAACAGGACAACAAAACCUAGUUGAAUGGGUGAAACCUUUUCUGUCCAAUAAGAAAAAAUUGAAAGGCAUAAUGGAUGGUAGAAUAGAAGGACAAUACUCACCAAAGGCAGCAGUACAAGCAGCAGCACUUUCUCUAAAGUGCUUAGAAAAUGACCCUAAACAACGUCCUUCUAUGAAAGAAGUACUUGAGUCAUUGGAAGUUAUUGAAGCAAUUCAGGUCAAAACCAAAAGAUCCAACAACAAUUCUCAUCAACCUCCAGUUCUUCAAGCUGCUAGGCACCAGAGAGUUGUGAAAGUAUAAUUUUUUUUUUUUAAAGGAAACUUAGGUUGAAUAGAAAAUAUAGGCUGGAUCAGUCCCUUAAUACAUGUAUUUUUUGUUUUAUAAAAAAAUUGAUUUUUUCUUUGUUCUGGUCGUGGAGGGGUAGAUUAUUUUAUUGGGCCUCUUAACUAUUCUAUGAUUUUUUGUUGUUGAAUUAUUCACAUUUUUAAUGAGUUGGAAAAUAUUUGGCAUAUACAACAUGGUUAAGCAGAA
This is a messenger RNA of Medicago truncatula (barrel medic), 1697 nucleotides long. Its product is annotated as probable serine/threonine-protein kinase PIX13. The record is from RefSeq and is a predicted model, not a curated record. Gene Ontology annotation, biological process: protein phosphorylation. NCBI's taxonomy places the organism in Eukaryota, Viridiplantae, Streptophyta, Magnoliopsida, Fabales, Fabaceae. Bases 240 to 1466 code for a protein of 408 amino acids. The transcript is spliced from 6 exons. Gene Ontology annotation, molecular function: protein kinase activity; ATP binding.